UUGCCUGUAAAGAUUUUAAAAACUACUCCCUCAUUUUCUCUGAUGAAUGCGCUUAUGCUUUUAUGCUAUUUUGUAUUUCCUGAUGGAAAUAGAUUUUGUUUCCUCCAUUUUGCAGAGCUUGAAAUCAUUCCUUGGAGAUGAAAAGCUCAAGGAGUUUAUUAAUUUCACACUUCACUAUAUUGCUGAUCUGGAUAUCCCCAUAAAAAGGGGAACAUUCAUAGAGUUUCGUAGUGGAAUGCUAAAUGUUUCACCUAUAGGACGGAACUGUAGUCAAGAGGAGCGAGAUGAGUUUGAAAAGUAUGACAAGGUUCAUAACGUAAGGACAAAGAUGGUCUCUGUGCUUCGUGAAAAGUUCGCACACUUGAACCUGACAUUCUCCAUUGGAGGGCAGAUAAGUUUCGAUGUGUUUCCACAAGGCUGGGACAAGACCUACUGUUUAAGAUACCUUGAUGACUUCAAGGAGAUCCAUUUCUUUGGGGACAAGACGUACAAGGGAGGGAAUGAUCACGAGAUUUACGAAUCUGAACAAACAGCAGGCCACACAGUAACCAGCCCGGAGGACACUGCAGAACAAUGCAAAUCUCUCUUCUUGUCGAAAUAAAGUGGAGGUGCUUUGAAUUGUAUCAAUAGGACAUUGAUAGUCAACUAGAGUUUGCUGGCGGCAGAAGAAGGGAGGAAAAUGUUGUUCAUUUCAGUAUCUUAAGGGAUCUAAUCUGUUGUGGUUCUCUUCACAAGUGUUUAUUUCUCUUCAAUUAUACAUUUGUCAAGCAGGUGUUUAUGUUAUUUAUUAUUAUAGAAGUUUUAUGACUGGGAUAAACUGUAACAUUGGGGAAUAUCAAGUUCGAAAAGUUCAUCCACACUAUAAGUUCAGUAUCUCAUAUA
This is a messenger RNA of Asparagus officinalis (garden asparagus), 882 nucleotides long. Its product is annotated as phosphomannomutase-like. Gene Ontology annotation, biological process: protein N-linked glycosylation; mannose metabolic process; GDP-mannose biosynthetic process. Gene Ontology annotation, cellular component: cytosol. Lineage: Eukaryota; Viridiplantae; Streptophyta; Magnoliopsida; Asparagales; Asparagaceae. The record is from RefSeq and is a predicted model, not a curated record. Gene Ontology annotation, molecular function: phosphomannomutase activity. The transcript has 7 exons. Bases 47 to 601 code for a protein of 184 amino acids.